Messenger RNA from Harmonia axyridis, 2175 nucleotides. Its product is annotated as protein-L-isoaspartate O-methyltransferase domain-containing protein 2-like. The record is from RefSeq and is a predicted model, not a curated record. NCBI's taxonomy places the organism in Eukaryota, Metazoa, Arthropoda, Insecta, Coleoptera, Coccinellidae. The transcript is spliced from 6 exons. Gene Ontology annotation, cellular component: cytoplasm. Bases 230 to 2020 code for a protein of 596 amino acids. Gene Ontology annotation, biological process: protein modification process. Gene Ontology annotation, molecular function: protein-L-isoaspartate (D-aspartate) O-methyltransferase activity.
AAUUUUGGUAAACAAAGUGCUGUCACUUAUGUGGAUGUUUAUAUUUGUGAGCUUUCAUCCAGUAUCGAAUUCUUUGAGAUAAUUUUUUUCUUGUUGUUUAAUAUGACUUUAGACAGAACAAUAAUUUAUCCAUAUAUUAAUUAGUAUCUUAGUGUUCAACGAAAUAUUUCAUAGUUAUUUUAAGACAUUAUAUAUUUAGCUUUGUAUUUACGUCGGACAUUUUUAUAAGAUGGGAGGAAUAGUAAGUACAGGCAAAAGUAAUGAAGAUUUGAUAAAUAAUUUAGUCCAAGUUGACUAUAUAAAGACAUCAGCCGCAGAGAUAGCAUUCAGAGCCGUAGAUAGAGCUGAAUAUUUUUUACCAGAAAAUAGGGGAAAUGCUUACCAAGAUGCUGCUUGGAAGUGUGGUCAUCUACAUAUUUCAGCUCCUUGUAUUUAUAGCGAAGUAAUAGAAGGAUUGUGCUUAGAACCAGGAUUAUCUUUUUUGAAUUUGGGUUCUGGAACUGGAUAUUUGAGCACAGUCGUUGGUAUUAUAUUAGGAUCUAGUGGAAUUAAUCAUGGAAUUGAAUUUCAUGAAGAUGUAGUACAAUAUGCCUAUAAGAAACUGGAAGAUUUUAAAAAAUACUCUGGUGCCAUUGAUGAGUUUGAUUUUUGUGAACCAGUAUUUGCAAGAGCAAAUUGUUUGUGCCUUACCGAAAAUCGAUUGUAUGAUAGAGUCUAUUGUGGAGCUGCUUGCCCAAUAGAAUAUGAGCAGCACUUAAAGAAUCUCAUCAAAAUUGGUGGUAUAUUAGUAGUACCUAUUGGUGAAAAUUUAAUGCAGUAUAAGCGCAUUUCUGGUACUCGAUGGGAAUCGAAAUCAUUGUUGCCUGUAUCUUUUGCAAAUUUAUUGAGAGCAGAUGAGACAAGCCAAGACUUGACUAAAUUAUUAGAAUGUUCAGGGAAAUGUGCCUAUCUCAUCCCAGAAGUGAACCUAUUCGAGUCUUCGGUUUGGAAGCAGGUUGACAUCCAACCUCAAAGUUUACAAGCGUUAUCUCGAAUUGUCAUUCGUGACAUCCUGCGAAAGAACAUCCAAAAGGAGCUUCCCACCGUAAUUAGAAGACCUUCUGUGAAUGAGCCAUCUUUCAGAGAGGCGAUUGAAAACAGGAAGCUGAUCAAAAAAUACAUUGUGCCUGUACUAGACAACAGCUCAGACGAUGAUCUUACUGAUGGAGGUUGGUGGGAAUUGAACAGAAAGAGCAACCUUUUGGGACACCUGUUCGAGACCCUCAAAUACCGGGAUAGAGAUCAUGACAAUACCACGAGACGUAAUAGAAGUCAGUCGGGGGCUGGAAGUAGCAACCAAACUGAUGAUCAUAGAAGACCUACAUAUUCUCGAACCAGAAGGGGGAAUCAGAGUUCCUCCGUAGAUGAAGAUGAUAGCGAUGGGGGAGUAGACUUAGAAGUCAAUUCUGAAAGAGUGGGACAAGGAAUGGAUGAAGUAAUGAAUGAAAAUGCAAAUGCUACCUCAUCAUCCAUGGUAGCCAAUGAUGGAUCAGCAUGCAGCUCUAUAUCAUAUCAAGAUCAAAGGGGGCCAUCAAACUCAAAUACUUCUGGGUGCACUGAAAGUUCAGAAUCUGAAGCCACAAGCUCAAAUCAAUCUAGAAGCACGUAUGAACGAAAAAAAUUUGAUAGUGGAAUUGGUGAUGAAAAUGAAAUUUUGGAAGUAUCUGAUAGUGAAACAAACGACGGUGAUAGCGAAAAUCCUAUGAUUGCAUAUCACAGCAGAUAUAUAUCUGUAAGUGAUUUGGAACCUUUAAGAAGUGCGAAAAGAUCUAGUAGACAAGGAGGUUCUAGAAGUGUAAAAUGGCGAAGAGUUUCUUCUGAUCCCAAUAUGUCUACUGACUCAGAAAGUGAUGAUGAUCAAUCCAAUACAGAAUAUAGAAUGUAUAAAAGCUGCUAUUCGAUUCCUAUGAAAAAGAAGAUACAACAAUUACCUUUGCCCCAAGUUCUCAAGAAAUAUGUUAAUUGCAAUAGGGAUUUUUAAAACUGUUAAUGAUUAUUCAACCUUAUAUUUACACAUUUUAGAUUAGUGUAUAUUGUAUUCAUUAUAUAUAUUGAAUAUUGGGUUAUUUUAUUAUUUUAGAGGCUAAUACUGAAGAUAGUAUAUCAAUUCAGUUGAAUAAAUUUUUUUGACAAUAA